CACGCUCCCAAACGACCAUCGGUCACAAACCACAUACAUUCGUUACUCCCACCUGGCUAAACACGUUCUCUGGAGCUUCACUUCCGUCACUCGCUACAUCGUCCGGCUUCUGACAGGCAAGCGGUCCGUUCAAGCCGUUUCCCGAGCGUUGGGAAUCUCGGCGAGCAAGCACAGAGGGGACGCAUCAGCUUUUCGAGUCCAUCAUCAGCACUGCGCCACUUCGGCAUAUACCCAACGGCUCUGUUGAGUCUAUUCAUCGGCAUAAACAUCACUGCCUCUGAGCAUCCUUCCAUCUGCACAUCAUCGCCAUGCGGCCCUCGGACGUCCUCGCCUCCGUCCUCCUAUUCUCGACUGCUUGUUCAGCGUGGCCGAAAGGAUGGGGACAAAUUGAACAAAUCUACAACGAUCUGGCACAUGUGGAGAAACGACAGGAAAAGUUCGACUUGUCAUACACGGGAGUGCAGGGUAACACUGCCACUUCCACGGACGAAAACAAUUCUGAAGAGACGGGAAGUGAUCAAACAGCCAGCAUCACUGGAGACGAUGCGGAGGCGACGGCAACAGAGACUGGAGACUCGACCGACACUCGAAGGACAACAGGGUCAGGUCCUGCGAGGCAGACAGGAACACGGACAGGAUCAGGCGGCAAUAAAAACGGCACAGGGACACCCGCAUACGAUCCACGAUUGCCCGCUGGCGGCGUCUCGAUGAUCACACCCAAUGCGCUCACCUCGCAAUACUACAAGAUCAAGGACCAUGUCACUUUUGCCUGGAAUUACACCUCGCUGUCGGCCACGCCCUCUGCAAUCGAUGUGUUGGCAACGAUCGCAGGAAAGGACAAGCUGUACACCAUCGCGGAGAACUUGACGGUUUCAGAGACUCAAACGCUUGUGUGGGAUACCGGUGAAUUCCAAGCGAGCGCCACCGAGCCCUUGCUAACGGACAAAUAUACACUCAUCAUCUACGAUGCUGCAGGAGACAUCAGCCAGACUCCCAAGGCCGGGUACCUGGGCGUGAACAAGCAGUUUGUGUUUGGCAUGUACUCGCCUCAGCCUUACACUCCUAUCGCCGACUAUGUCUGCGCAACUUGCAGUGGCGCUUUGUCGACGUUUGAGAAACAGACCAUCCUUGCACUUUGCGGUAUGGCAGCUCCUAGUCUUGCGCGAACGAGUCUACGAGCACUCAAAACUCCAUCUACGACCAGCAAAUUCGCGUCCAUCUGCACAGCAUCGACAUAUGUCUCUCGGCGCAACCUCCACGCUGCAGCGCCACUCUAUCUCGACUUCCUAGCACCGUCAUGGCGACAGCAACCCAUCCAUACACCCUCGGUCCGAAGUCGAACUGCUGUCCGUCCCUCCCGCCCUGCCCAAUGUAGAACCCUCACCACCACACCCACCCGCCACGCCCGCACAAUCCUCAACCCCCGCAAAGACGACACCGGCGCAGAAAUGCUCAUAAACAUCACCCCCCGCGCCGCGCACCGCCUCCAAGCCAUUGCCGAAACCGACGCGAACCCCGACCUCGCGCUCCGCGUCGCCGUCGAGUCCGGUGGGUGUCACGGCUUCCAAUAUCUCAUGAGUCUGACGAGUACGAAAGAAGCGGACGCAGAGGAGGACACGGUGUUUGAGAAUGAAGAGGUGGCGAAUACGAAGGAUGGAGGCACGUAUAAGGCAAAGGUGGUGAUGGAUGAGCCGAGUUUGGAGCUGUUGAAGGGGAGUAGUGUGGAUUAUACGAUGGAGUUGAUUGGGAGGCACGAACGACCGAUGACUCAGUUCUACACUGCACAGGCGAUGGCAGAGACCCAUGACGAGCGUUCGUUCGGCAACUCUUGUGGACGAAGAGCAGAUGCAGCCCGUGUGAACACCGACAUGCCUCCGAACGACAAGCCUGGAGCAAGAAGCCGGACUGCCAGAUAG
Zymoseptoria tritici IPO323 is the source of this 1916-nucleotide messenger RNA. RefSeq lists its product as uncharacterized. The transcript has 3 exons. The coding region runs from base 309 to 1916 and encodes 535 amino acids. NCBI's taxonomy places the organism in Eukaryota, Fungi, Ascomycota, Dothideomycetes, Mycosphaerellales, Mycosphaerellaceae. The record is from RefSeq and is a predicted model, not a curated record.